Molecule: messenger RNA, 10802 nt
Organism: Sarcophilus harrisii (Tasmanian devil)
Lineage: Eukaryota; Metazoa; Chordata; Mammalia; Dasyuromorphia; Dasyuridae
Gene: LRRIQ1
Product: leucine rich repeats and IQ motif containing 1
Exons: 27
Coding region: 658-6933 (2091 amino acids)
Molecular function (GO): protein binding
Source: RefSeq, a predicted model, not a curated record
GAUUUGCCUACUCACCCAGGUAGGGAGUCUGAGGCCAAAUUUUAAUUCAGGAGGUCUUCCCCAGUACAGGCCUAGCACUCUUAUCUGCUGCACCACCAUUUGCUAUGCUAUACAUAUUUGCAUGCAGUACAUACACUUAAACAUCUAUACAUGUUUAUAACACAAAGACAUUCUAUACCUGUUUUAUAGUUUUGUACUUGUAUAUUCCAGGAUCUGUUUUUUGUUGAUGUGACUAUUCCCUCCAACAAUCCCCCUAGCCUUAGUAGAUGGUCCCAAAGAAUUUAUCUGAGAAAUUCAUUUGCCUGCAACAAAGCUGGAGAUGGACUUUUAUAGCUUAGCUAGACUGGUCUUUGGACAAUUCAGAUACGUCCCUGGAUCCACAUUCAGAGCUUUUCCACAUUGGUAGGACUUUCACUAGUUUGUCUUACUUGACUGUUAAAAUUUUUUAGGAUUUGGAUAAACCUAUACAUUUUUAAGACAUAUCAGAAUAUGACUUUAAUGGGAGCAGCAAGUGUAUUAUAUAUAGUAUCACAUAGGGUAUGCCAUAAAGAUUUGAAACCAGUAUGUUUAACCAUGGAUACAUUUAAGACUAGACAGAUUUCACUGUCAUUUUGUCCUCUGUUUUUGUUUUCAUGAUUUUACCUUUUAUUAUAAAGAAUGUGGGAUGAUAAAGAUACUGAAGCAGAACUGGAAAAAGAAAUACAAGCUGAAUUGGAUAAUAUGAGCGUUUCAUCUUUGGAGAUAAGUGAUGAGACAGACUCACCAUCUGAAGUUGGUAGUGAGAGUGAUCCAGGAGAAGAAGACUUGCCUGAAUCAGUUCUUUACUGUAUUAAUAUAGUAAAGAAUCGGAGUAAAAAUGCUGAAAAUCUUGUUCUCCAAGACUUAGAAGAUACUGAAAUUUCAGGUUCUGGUUAUGGAGCAGUUUCAAACAAUCCUACAGAAUUUAUGGAUGAGUUGACAUCUAAGUAUCAUGCAGAUGCAUUAGAAUUAAAGAAGAGGAUGUUAUUUGAAAUAGAAAAAGGAUUACAGAUAAAUUCAACCGAUACAAUUCCUAAUUCUGCUCAACUUCCUGAUCUUUGUAACUUACCUGUUGAUGAGGCUCUUUCUUCAGGUGAUACUGAUACAAUAAGUUUUGGAUACUAUGAAGUUGAGGAAAGAUGUCGACAAUCUUUUGCGGCAUGGGAAGAGAAACAGCGGGAAUUGGAGAACCAGGAAAAUAAAAAGUUCAGAGCUCUGAGGGACAGAGAAGAAAAACUAUUGCAAGAGGAAGAAGAAAAGAGAAAUUGCCGGAUUAAGCAAUUUGAAAUAGAAAAGAAAAAAAUAGAGAAUAUUCGUAAGCAAGAAGAAGAGAAACUAAAUGUUGAACUGCAGCAACAACAGAAAUUGUGGGAAGAGGAUUUAAAGGAACAUGAGGAGUUUAUCAGAAGGCUACAGUUACAGAUGGAAGAGGAAAGAAAAAGUUUGGAAGAACUAAAGGCAAAAGAAAGACAACAUUUGGCAGAUCAACAGCAUAAUGCAGCCAUAAAAAUCCAAACUAGGUAUCGAACAUUUAUGGCUUAUCAAAAAUAUGGAUCAAUUAUUAAAGAACGUAUUAAAAAGAAAGAAAUGCUAGAAAAACAAAAACAAGAAUGGAAAGAAAUAGCAGACAAAAUCCGACAAAAGGAUGAAGAAAGAAAGAAAAAAAUGGACAAGAAACUGAAAAGACAAGAAGAAACAAACAAUCAAAACCAAAAAGAACAAGAAAAGAGGCAGGAGGAAUAUGAAAAAAAGAAGAAAAUUUUGAAAUUUAAAAAAGAGCAACAAAAGCUAAUGGAAGAAGCAAAAAGAGAAAAGCUAUUUGGAGAGUUGGUAAUGAAAAAUGAAAAUAAAAAAAGAGAUCUUGUAGUAAAAAAAGAAAACAAAAAAAGUGAUGAGUGGGACAAAGAAUUAUUAGUGAAAAAAGAAAAUAAAAAUCAGGAUAAUAUGUCUGAAGAGAUUUCCAUGAAAUUUUUUACAAAGAAAAAAAAUCUGGCUAUAAAACCAUUAGUGGAAGAAGAAAUCAAUGAAAAAGAAGAUAUAAGCAAACAUAUAGCACCAGAAAAUGAAUUGAAAAAAAUAGACAUAGCUGAACAGGAACCUAUUCAAAAAUUAAAGCAAAAAUUACUUAGGGAAGAUAUGUCAAAACAACUAAUAAUAGUAGACUUUGAAAAAGAACAGAAAGAAAAUCUAGUAAAACACCAAGAACUGGAUGUGUCACAAAAUGAAAAGAAACUAAAUGAGAGUCUAGCCACUGAACAGGAACCUAUGCAAAAAUUAAAGCAAGAACUACUUGGGGAAAAUAUGUCAAGACAACUAAUAAUGAUAGACUUUGAAAAAGAACAGAAAGAAAAUCUAGUAAAACAUCAAGAACUGGCUGAAUUACAAAAUAAAAAGAAACUACAUGAGAGUCUAGCCACUGAACAAGAAUCUAUGCAAAAAUUAAAGGAAAAACUACUUAGGGAAGAUAUGUCAAAAGAACUAAUAAUUAUAGACUUUGAAAAAGAACAGAAAGAAAAUCUAGUAAAACAUCAAGAACUGGCUGAAUUACAAAAUGAAAAGAAAUUACAUGAGAGUCUAGCCACUGAACAGGAAUCUAUGCAAAAAUUAAAGCAAAAACUACUUAGGGAAGAUAUAUCAAAACAACUAAUAAUGAUAGACUUUGAAAAAGAACAGAAAGAAAAUGUAGUAAAACAUCAAGAACUGGCUGAAUUACAAAAUGAAAAGAAACUAAAUGAGGGUCUAGCCACUGAACAGGAAUCUGUGCAAAAAAUAAGGCAAAAACUACUUAGGGAAAAUAUGUCAAGACAACUAAUAAUGAUAAGCUUUGAAAAAGAACAGAAAGAAAAUCUAGUAAAACACCAAGAACUGGAUGUGUCACAAAAUGAAAAGAAACUAAAUGAGAGUCUAACCACUGAACAGGAACCUAUGCAAAAAUUAAAGCAAAAACUACUUAAGGAAGAUAUGUCAAAACAUCUAAUAAUGAUAGACUUUGAAAGAAAACAGAAAGAAAAUCUAGUAAAACAUCAAGAGCUGGCUGAAACUGAACAAAAUGAAAAGAAACUAAAUGAGGGUCUAGCCACUGAACAGGAAUCUGUGCAAAAAUUAAAGCAAAAACUACUUAGGGAAAAUAUGUCAAGACAACUAAUAAUGAUAAACUUUGAAAAAGAACAGAAAGAAAAUCUAGUAAAACGCCAAGAACUGGAUGUGUCACAAAAUGAAAAGAAACUAAAUAAGAGCCUACCCAAAGAUUUCAUAAAAUCACAAAAAAGUGAAUUUAAAGAAAACAUGACAAACCACCUACAAUUAGAACAGGAAAGAGAAAAAGGAAAUUCAAUAAAUGAAAAUGCAAGAAACAAAAGCCAAGAAGCCAGAGAGGUCAAGGGGACAAGAAACAAAGUAGAACAGAAUAGAAACAAACAGAACCAGGAAGAAGACAACUCCGAAAUAAUGAAAGAGGAAAAUCAAAAGAAUGGAGAAAGUCUUGAAAAGGGAGAUCACUUCAGAGCCUCAUUAAAUCUCACACUUUCACUACAAAAAGCAGAAAGUAAUGAAAACACCUUCAAUAGUGUGAGUGUGAUGGCAUCAGCCAAAGAAAGUGAUUCACAAGUUAUUGAUAAUGAUGAAAACUCAGAUUCAAAUAUUCUGACAGAUGGUGAAACUAUAAUCCUUAACACCUCUGAUAUCAUUCUAAAUGUGGAAAAUAAUUCAUGCAAGAAAAAAUCUGUUUCCCUUGUUUCAACAUUUUAUGAUCACACGGGUGGCUGUGAUAAAAGCUCAUCAGCAUCUGAAGAAACCACAACUGUUCCAUGUGUUAUGAAUGAAAUACCAGGGAAGUUUUGUUGCGUGUCUACUCAUUCUCUAAAGAAGAUAACAGUUUCAGCUGUAGUUGAAGAAAAGAGACUAGCUUGGAUAAAGACCUGUAGACCGUGGCUUGAAAUCUUUGGGGAAAUCCAAACAAAGAAAACAGUUAAAAGAAACAGACCUAGGAAGUGUUCAAUUAGCAAGCUGCCACCUCUGAAUGCAGUGGAAAUCCUGCAAGGUGGCCUGUGGAGUACCUUGCAACAGGUUACAAGAGUAACAUUUCAGGAUUUGCCAGGUUGUAGUCUUUGCACAUUGUCAGAAUGUACAAGUCUUCAAUUCCUGAGUCUUAGACGUUGUGGAUUAACUGCUCUGGAAGGACUGAAUAACUGCAAAAAAUUGAAGUAUAUUGAUGUACAGGAAAACCAAAUUCAGGUUAUAAAUUGUGAAAAUUUAGAAAAUCUCUGCAUCCUUCUUUUGAAUGACAAUGAACUAACUUCUUUUCAUGGAUUGGAUGAUUGUAGUAAUCUUCAAAAUAUCGAAGUUUCAAAUAACAAGAUCACCCGAAUUGGUGGAUUAGAAUCUUUGAAAUCUCUUCAGCAGCUAAUUGUGGAUCAUAAUCAGCUAAUUAGCACCAGAGGUCUUUGCAGUGUUCCUACUAUUAUGUAUUUGGACUGCUCUUAUAAUAAUCUUACUAAAGUUGAAGGCAUUAAAGACUGUGGCUUACUUCAGAUUUUGAAGUUACAGGGAAAUUACUUAACUGAGCUUCCAUCUCUGGAGAAUCAAGUUCUGCUCAGAGAAUUAUACUUGGAUGACAACAGUAUUUCAACAAUGGAAAUAAUCUCCUCAUACUGGCUUCCUUUAUUACAGAUUCUAACUGUCUCUCAAAACAGUUUGAUUGAAGUUGUGCCACUCUUUCAAUUUGUUUCUUUGGAAAAAGUGGAUGUCAGCAACAAUUGCCUUUCAGAUCUUACAGGUGUAGCCAAGUGGUUUGAUGCAUGUUUUAGUCUAUGUGACUUGUCACUUGUUGGAAAUCCCCUUCUCCAGGAAAGAAAUUGGAGGCAGUCUAUACUUGAAAUCUUACCUGCUCUAAAAAUUCUUAAUGGUGAAACACUAAAAUCUGAUUCAUCUAAUCAUGAAUUCAAUGUUCCAGAAUCAGGCAGUUUUUUAGCUUUUUGUCAGACCCAGACCCAGGAAUUUAAUUUAAUUUUUAAAAAAUACAUCAUUGAAAAAAGCAAUAUAGACUCUUUGGAUGCUAUAGAGGACUUGUUCUGUUAUUUUAAUGAGCUGAUGAAACUUAGUAGUAAGUACAGAAAUGCUCAUGAACGUGUAGAUUUCAGAAUCAUUCAUAAAGAUGAAGAUUUAAGUAUCACAAAAACAAAUCUAUCAGAAGAACAGCAAGAUCAUUUGAAACAAGUAGCCAGUAGCAGACUACAGCAAAACAUCGAAUUCAUUACUGGGGUAAAUAAAAGCAAACAGGAUUUUCUGAAAACUUCUCAACAAAAAAUUGAUUUUGACACAAGUGACUCUGAAUUCAUUGCAUCUUCUAUACAUGAGCACAUACAGAAAACAAAUCAAGACCACAGAGUCCAGAGGAGGAGGAAAGGCAUUAUAACCACCAAAAUUCAUACCAAGAACAACACUGGCACUGAGCCAUUAAUUACAAGUGAAAUGGAAAAUGAUAAACAACAUACUCAGAAUGAUGCCAAAAAUGAGGCAGCUACAAAACUUCAGAGCCACUUGCAAGGAUAUGUCAUUCGAAGGCAGAUUAAUUUUUGUGAUAAAAAGAAUAUGGCAGCAAUGAUAAUACAGAGAGCUUUACGAAAUUACCUUAUGAAGACCCAAAUGAAAAAAAGAAAUUGUAACAACACUGACAUGCAUGCAAAGAGGGAGAAAGCUGCUACACUUAUUCAGGCAGUUUGGAAAGGCUUCCUUUUACGGAAGAAACUGGCCAAAGCGUUAGCUUCCAUUAGAAAUGAAGAACUUGAGGAUGACUAUGAAGAAGUCGAUCUAGAUGACUUUAUUUUUGAUGAAGCUGCCUUAGAGAAAGAAUGGUUCUCUUUGGAUUCCACCAACUUCCCUUCCCAAACACAGGAUCUCCCAAAUGAGCCGCACCAGCCAAAGUAUUCAGGAUAUUUGUCCUCUGAUGACACUUCACUUAAUUUACCAUAUCAUCCAGAGCAAGCUUGGCAAAAUAAUGAGAAAGAAAAUCCAUGCUCUUCUGAAGAUUCUCAGCUUAUUACUGGCAGAUCAGAAAGUCAAAAACUGUCCUCUUCAUCUGACAUCAAGAACUAUAUGCAAACAUCCCUAAGAUCUAAAAAAGAAGAAAAAAUUUCAGAGGAAUGGGGCUUUAAAGAUAUUUCUACUGCUCAGUUGAUGCUAAAGAGAGCCCAGAAAAUGAAAUCUAAGAAAGCAAGACAUAAAUUAGACCCUGCUGUGCGCCUGGCAUUGUUCAAAAAUAAUGAAAAUAAACAACCCCCUGUGAAGCCAGUGAGGAAAGCAUACCCUGCCAGACAAGGAUAUUUUGAAGUUGAUGAAGAAGAACUUACCAGUGCAGAUACUCCUAUUUCCAAUGAAAAACUUGAGCGCAGCAAAGAGCUGACCUACCAGUGGCUCCAUUCGCAAGUUGGAAGUUAUGAAACAACCUGCCCCAAAAAUGUGAAAUGUCAGACUCACUUCUUGCCUGUGUUAGAUCCAGAUGUACUUAAUGGUGGGCGAGUUCAACUUGUGGAAAACUUGCUUCUUCCCAACAACCUGAAGUGUAAAGAAGCAUUUUUCAAGUCCCUUCAUUUCCUCAAAGAAGAAGAUCGGACUACAUUUGAAGCACAGAAAAUUCUCAAUGCGCAGAAAUGUAAACAUUUUGCAUAUAAUGCAAGACUUGUAAGGAGAGAAGACAUGGAUGUAGACCUUGUUUCCAUGAACAGUGGGAGUGCUUUGGCUCAGAACAGAGAAAAAAAUAAUCAGGCAUCCAGACACUCAGCAGAAUCUUCAUUUAAAGUAAUAACUGUUCCAGGGAUAAGAAAUAGUAAGAAAAAAUGGGUAUCACAUCGAGACUAUCCAGUGCAGUUCGGCGAUGGAUGGGAAAGUGGGAAAUGGAAGGCGAAAACUUUCAACUAAUCUUUCAAACUUCAACAUGCAAAACAUAUGGCAAGCUGUUUCUUUUCAAGAGGUCUGUGAAUAUCUGGUUAUAUGUUACCAAUUGGAUACAAAGUUUUAGAGUACUGCAUUUAAUUUGUUUUACUAUACAUGUUUUGCAAUUUAGCUUUCUGGUUGAGUUAUCUUACUCCCCAUCAGUAAAAUACAGUUUUUGCAAUGGUUCCUAUGCUCAUGUGGUAUGGUCUCCAGAAAAUUUUAACCCUUGAUAUAAUUGUAAGGAGGAAUUUGUAAAAAAAAAAAAAAUCUUUAUUUUUAAAAGUAUUUUAUGAUUCCUAAGUUCAAGAUAAAAUUUUUGUUAGCAAUAAUGAUAAAUCUAUUAAUAACAAUUUUGGUAAGUUUAACAUCAUGAUUAUGUAUAUUUUCAUUGAUACUAUACUUAUUUGUGUUAUUAGGAAUUCACAUUCUGUCUUAACAAGGUUUACAUCUUAUAAUUGAUAUUAUUGAACUAGAGAGGGAGAAUGUCAUUUUCAUAGGUAAUUUACUUCAUGUUCAUGAUGUUCAUGUAAAUGUUUUUCUGAUUGUUAAAUUUAUCAAAAUACAGUUUAUUUUAGAGAUGGUUCAAAUUAAAAUGAACUUGACAAAUUAAAACAAAUUGGAUAUUUUAACAGUACUACUAUUUGAACAUGUGGCACAUUUAUUAUUUUGACAUAUGAAAGUACAUGUGAAUCUAAUAAGUGAUUACUAUUCUGACUCAGAAAAUUGUUAGAAAUUUAUAUUUUCAUAAAAUUAUCCUCCUAAAUAACCAGUUCUUUAAAGUCCUUUCAAACUCCAAGCAUCAUUUUGUGUUUAAUAUUUUCCCAAAGCUACAGAUGUCCAGUCUUCCUAACUGUCUAGUAAAGUUGAGUGACAACUUAGUAAAUUAAAUACACAAAAUCUUGUAGUUACCUUUAAUGGGCUUUCAAUGCUAUUGCUCCCUUGAGUCCAGAACUGUUUUCACAAAGCAACAUUCCUUGAGUUUUCAGUGACUUUCCAUUUAAAUGUUAGUUGAAUAAUAGGAUCCAGUCAACUUUCCUUUUAGUUUCUUCCCUUUUUGAAAGCUUUCAGCUGGAGAAAAAGAAUGCCUAAACUUAGCUAGGAUGCAUUUCUUGAUCACUCCUCUCCCUUUGGGUCCCCAUCAUUAUUAUCAUCACUACUAUUUUUCUGGACUUUAUUCCCAUUAAAACCUGUAAAUCUCUUUAAACUCUGAUUGAACUAGAAAAGUCAAUGAGCCUUGAGAUGUCAGUCAAUAAAGAAAACAUAGAUUCAUAUGUUGUGGCCUAGAAAUUGAGUUUAGAAACAUAAACUCCAUGUGCAAUUGUUUUGUGCAACAGUCCAUUACAUUAUUGUCUUUUCACUAACAGCUUCCACAAAGCAAUAUAAUAUGAUUGGAAAUAUUUUGUUGAAUCUCAACUUAUUUUGAAAAUGGUAGGAGAAAACCACAUUAAAGUUGGUAUUGAUAUUUUUAUGGUUCACAUACUAAACUCAGUGAAGUGGAAAGUCUUUGUUUAGUUAGGUCUUUAUUAUUAAAUUGUCUCAGUGCCUAAAAUGGACUUACUAGUAUGGACUCUUAUUUAGCAACUAGUUUGAUUGUUUUAUGCAAUUAAAUUAUAAAAGUAAUGACAGUACGGACACUACUCCAUUUUUAGGUAAUGGGUGACAGUGAUGAUAAUUAUGAAAACAUGAUGAUGAUGAUGAUGAUGAUAUUUCCUUUAUUUGCCUAGUAUCAAAUAAGAAUAUAAUUCCAUAUUGAUAGUAUAUCAGAAUAGAAUUAUUUUGAAUAUUGAUGUUUUUCAUUGUUUUCUUUUUGUUUAUGAAGAUUCAACAUAAUCUUAGGUAUUUAGAAUUGAAUAAAUAUAUUAAAGAGCUCAAAUUAAGUGAUACUCUUUCUCUUGUUAUUUGGAUUGCUGUUAAUUCAAAUAAUAAAUUUAAGUGAAUUCAAAAUCGAUGUAAUCACAGCAUCCAACUAGUGAUGAUUCAUGAAUUAAGUGGUAAUCUGGAAAAGAGUCUGACUCUAAUCUUUUACUGCUCAACAUUAUUAUCAGUGACUUGGAUGACAGAGUAGAUGGCAUACUUAUCAAAUUUGUAGAUGAUAGCUAACACAUUGUAUGACAGAACUGAAAUCCAAAAUGAUCUCAGCAGACCAGAACAAUUGAUCAAGCAUAAUAAUAAUAUACUUGAGAUAGACAAUUAUAAAGUCUUAAACUUGGUUUUAAAAAUUAAUAUAGAUACUGAACAGGGAAUAUUUGGCUAGACCUUUGUUCAUGUGAAAAAGGUCUAGAGUUUUUCAUAUGACUCAAAAGUAGGAAUGAAAGCCAAAAAAGCUCACAGGUUCUUAAGUUGAAAUAAUAUCAACAUUCUACACAGAGUUGUCAAGGUACUAGUCCUGCUAUUCACAAAUUUGAUCAAACCACAGCUAUGGCAUUUUUGCCAGUUCUGUGCACACAUAUUAGAAAGAACAUUGACCAGCUGGAAUCUAUCCUAAGAAGGACCAUUGUUGUGGAAAGGGAAUUAGAAACUAUAUUAUAAGAAGAUCAAAUUAAAGGAUUGUCUAUGAUAAAUUUGAAAAGGAAAAAAACGUAAGGUUCUCAAAAAAUCACAAAUCUAAAGUUGAGAGGGACCUCAAUUGCUUUUUAGUUCAAACCCAGUGUUUUAGGAAUGAAAAAACUUAAGGACCGGGAGAUUACUUAACUUGCCCAAAGUUACCCAAGGAAUAAAUGCUAUGGGAUUUGAAUCCAGCCCUUCUGGCUUCAGAGUCGAUGAUCUUUCCACUUUAUUAUGCUGGAUUAUGAAUAAUAGCUGGAAGGAAGCAUUUGAAUGAUCAUGGUGGAAGAGGGAUUAGAGGGACUUUAGAUUUGGCCUCUAAAGACAGAACAAGGUAGAAAUCAGAGAGCAAUGGGUUUCAUUUUAUCUUAAGGAAAAAAUUUCUAAUAAUUUAAAUUAUCUCAAAGUAGAAUGGACAAUGUCAGAAGAUGGUGAAGUCCUGAAGUUCAAGUGUUAGUUGAAAAAUUGGAGAAAAAAGUUGUAGUAUCUACCUAAUCAGUUGGUUUUGAGGAUCAAAUAGAAUAAUGAAUAUAAAAGACUUUUUAAACUUUGAAGUGCUUCUGUAAAUGUCAGAUGCUAUAUCACUAAGUAUAGCUUCUCAAGGUUAUUGAAGAAUAGAUUUCUAUUUAGGGAGACUAUAUGGUGCACUCAAACCUGUGAUUUCAUCAUUUUAUGAAGACAGGGGAAAAAAACAAGUACUUCUCUCUAUGUAUUCAGAAAUUCAGCUUUCUAUAUGUUACUUUCCACAUGUGGGAUAGGGUGAAUUAAUACAAAUCACACACCAUGUAAGUAGAUACUUCUAGGCACAGCAGCAAAUUUAACUUGUGACAAGAGAAGUGUGAUAGAAAAUAAUGUAAAUGUUGACUGAGAGUGAGUAAAGAGCCUAGUGAUCUUACAACAUCUUCAGGGGAUGGACACUGACCACAAGAUGUCUUUAUUCUAGAAUCAGUCAAUAAACUAAAAUGGAAAGCUUACCAAAUAAUUAAUCAGCAGGUUCCUCAUUAUAAGCUAAGUACAAUUUAGUAACUGAAAAUUAAAUAGGGAACCAUGAGGAAUUUCUAAUCCUAAAUAAGACUAAACCCUCUAAGAGAGCACCUGCACUUGGUAAGCAGGAACUAACAACUCUAUGUCUAACACUGUGCUGUUCAAUCACAUUUGGGUUUAUUUAAAGCAUGGUAAGUUGAGAGAAACAGAGAGACAGAGACAGAGAGAGAGAGACAGGAAGACAGAGACAGGGACAGACAGAGACAGAGAGAAAAAGCGACACAGAGAAAGACAGAAAGAGAGAGACACUCAGAGAGAGAGGAAAU